AUGUCUUUGAAGCGUUAUGCAAUAAUCGCGGCGGUCACGAGAGGAGAAUCAACAAUAACUACAACAUCUUUGCCCACGAGCGAGGAGGAGGAGGUGCUGCACUCGCAGGAGCUCGCCAGCAGCUCCUCGAUAACGACGUACUACAAUGGCGGCAUGGGUCUCUAUAAUCAACAGCGCGGCAUUGGAGCUGGCAUAUCGCUGCUCAACGGCGCCGCCGGCUCUGGGAGCGGAAGCAGCUCGGGCGGAGGCUCACAGAGCUACGCUCACGUUGUCAAUGGCAGCGUGAAUCUCCUGCUUGGCGGGUCUAUGCUCUGCCUGGUGACGACAAUUUUGUGUGUCGUCUGUUAUUGUUGCCAUCGCAAUAUUAAAAAACGCACAGAGGCCGCCUACAGGCAGCAGCAACAUCAGUGGCUGGAAAACGAUCCCAAUAUGGAAAUAUACAGCGUUGAACAGUGCUAUGAAACAUCGGGACUGUUCUUGGGCGACUCAACGGAUGGUUUGGCCACGCUGCCAGCUUUGCACCAUGAGCCGCCGCCGUCGUACGACGCGGUCGUCCUACACGAACAGCAACUGUUGCAGCAGCAGCAGCAACAGCUCGAGGAGCAGCAGCUCCAACUGCAGCAACAGCAACUGAUGUUGCAGCGCGUAUCGCCGCCGCCCGGCUACCGCUCCACCUUGGACAUAAGCAGCGCGCAGCAAGGAAUUGAAAUAUCAAACACCGAUGUAAUGGCGGGCAGCAGCAGCAGCAGCUGCAGCAACAGCAAUGCAGCAGCUGCUGGAGCAGGACCAAUGGCUAAUAAGCAGCUGCAGCGCACCUUGAAUGCUCAGUCCUGUUGCUCGCUGCAGCGCGCCGAGGUGGAGAACAUGUGGAACGCAGCCGCGGCGGCCGUUGCAGCUCGCAGUGGACACUGCCAGGAGCUGGACACAUAUGUGCCCAUGCCCAUGUCGAUGGACCUGUCGUCAUCAUCGCCGCCUUUGCCACUGGCUCUACAGGCGCGCAAGCAUGCUCAGGCGGCCAUGCGGCUCAACAGCUUUGGGCGGCGCUAUUUGCAGUACAGUCAGCAUCAGCAUCACCAGCAACAGCAGCACAACCACUACAGACGCGGCUGUCCACUGUGCGGGAAAUUCCGCUACGCGGCUGAGGACGAGGCGUUGACGGCAUCUGUCGAAAGUGUCCUGGAACAGUGUGAUGCCAAUGAGAAUGAGGCAAGUGCUCAACACCAGCAACAGCAGCAGCCGGAGCAACAACAGCAGCAAUACCACCAACAACAGCAGCAGCAACCCGCCAUCGAAAAUCCCAAUCAAAUUGAUGCUGAUGCGGCGAAUGGAAAUGUGGUGGACAGCACAACUGAAGCUGCAUCAGCAACUGUUGCUGACAUAGACAUGGGCAUAGACGAAAAUGACAAUGCAGCUGCGACGUCAGCAACAGCAGCACCAGCAGCGACAUCUUCAACAGCUGAAGCUGACGCUGAAGCAGAUGCUGCUGACCUGGAUAUCAACAACAUGAAUGAGAAUGGCAUCAUCAGCCUGGACAUGAGCAAAAUCAUUGAUAUAUCGGGCCUGCCCACCUACGAGGGCGCUCUGAAGCUCGAAUCCAGUGGCUAUGUGUAAACAGUUCCCAGUUCCCGGUUCCCACAGUCAAGUUUACAUUACGCAAUAACCAAAUGAUAUCACACAUGUGCUUUAUUUUAUAAGAUAAUAUGGAGCAGAUGCCCAGAACACGUUUAGCUGUAUUUAGUGAAUUUUUCAAUUUGUCAUAGCAACAAUCCUAACGAACUGUUCUGAGGUUCUCCUUAGUUUCAAUCAUGAUCUCGAAAUGCGCGACUUUAGUAUCUGUCCCAAAAACCGAAAAGGUUCCUCUUUAA
Molecule: messenger RNA, 1865 nt
Organism: Drosophila arizonae
Lineage: Eukaryota; Metazoa; Arthropoda; Insecta; Diptera; Drosophilidae
Gene: s-cup
Product: spermiogenesis-related protein stanley-cup
Biological process (GO): positive regulation of transcription by RNA polymerase II
Cellular component (GO): mediator complex
Molecular function (GO): transcription coactivator activity; transcription factor binding
Source: RefSeq, a predicted model, not a curated record